Molecule: messenger RNA, 1074 nt
Organism: Salvia splendens (bonfire salvia)
Lineage: Eukaryota; Viridiplantae; Streptophyta; Magnoliopsida; Lamiales; Lamiaceae
Product: transcription factor NIGTH1-like
Exons: 5
Coding region: 127-840 (237 amino acids)
Biological process (GO): regulation of DNA-templated transcription
Molecular function (GO): DNA-binding transcription factor activity; DNA binding
Source: RefSeq, a predicted model, not a curated record
GUUUCAAAACUCGUCGUUGUUCAACAGAAUUUUCUCGCUCCAUCUCCCUCUACUUUCUCUCUCUGUAUAAGAAUCUUCUUGUUAAUCGCGCAGGGAGUCACCUUCGAUUGCAGUCCUCCGUCGAGGAUGGAUAGCGGAACCGACAAGAUUUCGGAGCUCGAUAAGUACGUGAAUCAGCUGCAAGAUGAGAUGAAGACGGUCGAUGCUUUCAAACAUGAGCUCCCUCUCAGCAUGAUGCUCCUCAAUGAUGCGAUUACGAUAUUGAAUGCUGAGAAAAUGCGGUGCCAGAAGGAACCGAUUCUGAAAGAGUUCAUACCGUUGAAGAAAAGUAGCCCCGGCGACAAGGAUGAGAAAAUCGGCGAAACAGACAUUGUUGACAGGAGAGAGAAAAUGAGUUGGAUGAGUCUUGUGCAGUUAUGGAACAGCGGUAGCAAUGAAAAGAGAGAGGAAGAAUCAGUUGAUCGUGCGGCGGUGGAAAGCAGCAGGGCAGCGGGAACCAGUGAUUUAACGGUUGGAAAAGAGGGCAGGGAUGACUUUCAGUGGCUUUCUCUUGGGAUAAAGAAUUCGAUGGAGGAUGAUUUUAGCGCCAAAUCUGGUUCCAACACUCAAACGGCCGAAAUUGUCAGGAAGCAGCGGCGGUGCUGGUCGCCGGAGCUCCAUGGCCGGUUUCUUGGCGCCCUGGAACAGCUCGGAGGCGCCCAAGCUGCAACUCCUAAACAGAUCAGAGAGAUUAUGCAAGCCGAUGGGCGGCUCACCAUCACCAAAGACGAAGUGAAGAGUCAUUUGCAGAAUUACCGGCUUCGCAACAAAGACGACGACGGCGGCGGCGAGCCACACUAGUCACAUACCGCGAUGUAUAGAGAGAAGCAUACUAGAGUUCUGCAGAUACUGUCGACACAGGCUUUUUGAUUUGUUAGGAAACUCAUAUCUCUAUCAAAUUCCUCUACGUUUUCAUCUUUCAAUAUUAGGAGGAACUUCUUCAAUUUUAUUGAUCCAUACGUAUUAUUCUUGGAUGAAAAGUCCUGUGUUUAAGGCAUCCUACUCCAUUAACGAGAUUGCACUGAAGACUUGUCA